This is a messenger RNA of Sus scrofa (pig), 1312 nucleotides long. The record is from RefSeq and is a predicted model, not a curated record. Lineage: Eukaryota; Metazoa; Chordata; Mammalia; Artiodactyla; Suidae.
CCCAGGGGGAUGUUCCUGAACUCGGCUGAAAGCCUCUGAAUGGCAAGGAGCAUCUCCCAUGGUUUAUGUAGUGCUGAGAACAUGACACAAAGGCAGGUAUUUAGUAGACCGUGAUAGGCAUGGUGAUCAUGAUGAUACGGCCGUAAUAAGCAUCCACACCUCCAAGUUCCUUAUUUCUCAAGUGAAACACUGGGGCAAAGAAUGCUGGAAAUCUUCAAAACAUCUAAAACUAUACUGUGAACUGAACUGUAAAGAAGUCCAGAAAACAUCUGAAUGAGAAAACUUCUAUGGAAUCAUCUGUAACAUGUAAUGUCUUGUUACUGUAGUUGUAGGAGAGGGGAAAAAAAUGAAAAACCCAGGAGGGACUAAUCACUCUGACCCUGUGAGUGAAUUCAUUCUUCUUGGCUUCACCUGUACCUGGGCGAUGCAGAUCUUCCUCUUCUCACUCUUCUCUGUGAUGUAUGUGUUGACACUAAUUGGAAACCUGUGCAUUACCUGCACAGUGUGGUGGGACCAGCACCUCCACACCCCCAUGUACAUCCUGCUGGCCAAUUUUUCCUUCCUGGAGAUGUGGUAUGUCACCUCCACUGUCCCCAGUAUGCUAGCCAACUUUCUCUCUGAGACCAAGACCAUCUCCUUCUCUGGCUGCUUCCUCCAGUUCUACUUCUUCUUCUCCAUGGGCACCACUGACUUCUUCUUAUCUGCCAUGGCCUUUGAUAGGUAUCUUGCUAUCUGCAGGCCCCUACACUACCCCACUAUCAUGACAGUUCAACGCUGCAUCAGAAUGGGAGCCUGCUGCUGGGUGUGUGGCUUCUCCUGUUUCCUUUUCCCAGUUUAUCUCACCUCCCAGCUUCCUUUUUGUGGCCCUAAUACUAUUGAUCACUUUUUAUGUGACCCAGGACCCCUCAUGAAGUUGUCUUGUGUGCCAGCCCCUGCCACCGAGACCAUCUGUGCCAUCUUUAACUCAGUCCUAAUUUUCUCCACGUUCCUGUUCAUUACCAGCUCCUACACCCUGGUAAUCAGGGCUGUGCUUAGGGUUCCCUCAGCAGAAGGCAGGCGUAAGGCUUUCUCCACCUGUGGCUCCCAUUUGGCUGUGGUGUCCCUGUUCUAUGGCUCAAUCAUGGUGAUGUAUGUGAGUCCCACAGCAGGCAAUCCAGCAGGGAUUCAGAAAAUUGUGACUUUAUUUUACUCUGUGAUGACUCCACUUUUCAAUCCCCUGAUCUACAGCCUCCGGAAUAAGGAGAUGAAGGAAGCCCUGAGAAAACUGUGUAGGAGCAUGCUAUUUGGUCAAAGACAGCUUCUCAAGUACUAG